Molecule: messenger RNA, 838 nt
Organism: Closterium sp. NIES-67
Lineage: Eukaryota; Viridiplantae; Streptophyta; Zygnematophyceae; Desmidiales; Closteriaceae
Source: the annotation of a GenBank genome assembly
GAGCGGGCACGACAGACAGGACGGCAGCAGCGGCGGGAUCAGGAGGGGGGGAGAGGCAGGCGGGUGAGGAGGGAGAGAGGCAGGGGGCGGAGGAGGAGCAGGAGGGGCAGCAGCGGCGGUUCGGCAGGGAGGAUCAGCAGCAGCAGCAGCAGCAGCAGCAGCAGCAGCCGCAGCAGCAGCAGCAGCAACAGCAGCAGGGCACGGGGGAGAGCCGGCGGGAGGAGGAGCAGCAGCAGCAGCGGCAGGGUGGCGGAGAGGGGCAGCAGCGGCGCGCGGGGGAGAGGGGCAGGGCGCCGCGAGAUGCUUUGAUGGUGAUUGUAGACGUCUCGGUGGCAGACCCACAGCGGGAGGGGAAUGCGCAGUUCAGGCGGAUGGCACCCACUCAGAUUGGCGGCGCAGCAGCUAGGCGGGUGCAGGACAAGCUGCGACACUGGAGGCCGGUGUUACAGGGGUUGCAGCCGGAUCCAGAGUUUUACGCCUGCGUAGUGGAGACUUUUGGGUGCCUGAGUCCCAGGAUGUCCCUUUGAUAUAGUCACACCCCCCCUCCCCUCUUCCCCUCUUCUCUUUCUCUCCUCUAUCUCGCUCUCUUCUCCCCCACUCUUUCUGCUACCUUCUUCCUUCCACUAUCUUCUCUUUCUUUCCUUCUCUAUCUCUUCUCUCUCUCUUUUUUUCUUCUAUACCUCUAAACGCUACUAUUCACACCCCUCCUCUCUUCCACCUCUCUCACCUCCCCCUUUCUUUUCCCUUACUCUUAUCUUUCUUGAUCCUCCUACUUCUUCUAUCCUUCUCAUUCUUUCCCUCUCUUUCUACCUUCCCUUCUCUUCUUUUCCUCUCUACU